Leptopilina boulardi is the source of this 2027-nucleotide messenger RNA. RefSeq names its product myb-like protein P. The record is from RefSeq and is a predicted model, not a curated record. Gene Ontology annotation, biological process: regulation of transcription by RNA polymerase II. The transcript is spliced from 5 exons. Bases 162 to 1715 code for a protein of 517 amino acids. Lineage: Eukaryota; Metazoa; Arthropoda; Insecta; Hymenoptera; Figitidae. Gene Ontology annotation, molecular function: RNA polymerase II cis-regulatory region sequence-specific DNA binding; protein binding; DNA-binding transcription factor activity, RNA polymerase II-specific.
AGGGGCAAAUAUUGAAAAAAAAUGCCCUGUCAAAACAAUUACGAUAAAAAUAUUGAAAAUCAGUGACACGGAAUUUAAUAACAAAAGGAAGAAAAAAAUUCCCAGGACUUUUUUUUUCCCUCUCUAUACACAAUAAUAAUAAUAAUAAUAAGGAAAAGAAAAUGUAUAAUUUUUAUCGCGCCUGGUUUGGCUCGGAACAAACCUGUCCUCGUCUCGAGACCCUUUCACCCCCUGACACUUUGAUUCGAGUGGGAAACGAAGGUGAACAUCAAUUUGUUGCACAUCGUGCAAUUUUAGCCGCUCACAGUGGAUAUUUAAAGGCAUUAUUGUCAAAUAAUAAUUCCACAAAUUCAACAUCGUCUUCCGAUGGAAAUUCAGUUAUUAGUUCAAUUUCCGUUUCGUCAAUUGGUGGCGAGGCAUUUGCACCGCUACUCAACUAUAUGUACACGGGUCAUUUGGAUGUAACUUUGGACAACAUUUAUAGUGUUUUGUUGGCAACACAUUUAUUACACAUGCCAGGAGCAUUGGAACAAUGUAGAGCCGCUUUAUUGAGACUGAGAACACCACCUGCAAUUCCAGUUCAACAAACUGGCCAAGGAAAUGUACUGAGACCAGUGCCAAAUCGAUUGACAGUGGGACCACCAUUGUGUUGGCCACAAACAAGCUUAUACGGUCCCGGGCCCAUUAUUUCACGAUUGCCAUCUUUACAUUUGCCACCGUCAAUUAUUCCCCCAAUUUUUCAGGAUAAUCCCGGAUCGUCACUUUCCUACAGUGCGAGAGAAAGGUCACUAUCGCCAAAAUCAUCGACAUCACGUCCCCAACGAUCACAUUCGCGUUCACGUUCACGUUCACGUUCAAGAUCUUUGACUCCCAUAAUUCCUCAGGUGGUGCAAUUAACGCCACAAUUUGCGAAAAAACGAAAAAUUCUUGACGAGUCAACGCCGCCAACAAAAAGUAAUAAUUCAACACUUUCCGAGGAUAGUGAAAAAAUAUCAGUGACUCACGUUGAACACAUUUCGCAACAGUUGCGUCGAACAAGAUCAAACACCGAACAGGAAAGCAAUUCAAGCGGAAGUGUCGUUUACGAUGUCGCCUGUUGCGACGGACCCGUGAGAUUUCAUCGUGUUUUAAAUGAAAAUUAUUCCGCACCUUCGACGGGCACUGCAAUACGUCCGAGAAGUUGCUUGGAAAAUGAAGACAACACUUCCGGCGAAAACGAUGAGAACGGACGACCGGAAGACGUGACACAAGAAUUAACGAGCGAUUGUGGCGUUUCUGGAAAUUAUACAUGCAGCUAUUGUCAGCAUACAUUUAAAUCGCAAUAUUGUUAUCGUAAACACGCGAGAAGACAUCUUUUGCCAACCGAGGCUGAAUCAAGUCGAAAUCAAAAUCAACAAUUACAGCAACAACAACAGCAACAACAACAACAACAACAACAACAGCGUCAAAAUCAUCAUCAUCAUCAACAUCAUCAUCAUCAAGAUAAACGUCGACGUGAAGUACGACUUCUCGAUCUUAAUGUACAAUAUUAUCCAUGUAAAAUUUGUGGAAGUAAAUUUCCCAGCUAUUAUUUUGUUCAUAAACAUCGAAAAAUGUGCCAUUCAAAUAAUAUUGAUGAGACGCCAACAAGGGAUAAUAAUAAUUCACAACAUGAGGAAAUUGUCAUUAAUAAUGAGGCAACAAGUGAUACGAAUGAGAAAAAAUUGACGAACUAAUGAAGAAAUUAUUUUCUUCAAUGAGAAGGAAAAAUUAAAGAAGAAGAAGAAUUCGAAAAAUCAUUAAUGAACAUUUUUAAAAAUUUUCGCUUGUAAAAUUAAAUAAUAAUUUGCGUGAUCUUUUUUUAUAAUAUAAAUAUUAUUGCGAAUAUAUAUUUUUUUUCUAGACAUUUUAAAAGUGUAACGAAUUUCAUUAUCGAACUGUUUAUUUUUUUGGGGCAAAUUUUUCUUCGAUAAAGAAACAAAAAACGCUGAUUUUCUAUAGAAAUAAAUUAAUCUCAAUAUUGCAAUAUUUUUUCAUUUUUGUAUAGA